AACAAAAUAACAAACUGGGUACUCGAUCGCUGAAAGGGGGCCAUUCCGGCACUCUAUAACAGUGGCGCUCGCUCUAUAAAGAAUCGUGCUUGUAGCAAAUCAACAAUCAUGCAAUUCUAGAACAUACGCAUAUCUACCCCGCACACUCAACAGACAACUUUUUCAUAUUUCUUUUAUCUGAUAUGCAUAUUUAUCUACGUGUGGUUUUCUAUGCAUAGGCUGCGGAUGGGAAAAUAAUCCUUAAACACGGAUCUGCUACACCAUAACAUUUCAUUCUCUUACUCAAUUUAAUACCUGCAAAACUUAUUCAUCUCUGGCCAAAUUUGGCAAAGUUGUCGUGCCAUCAUCGUUCGUUACAGCAAAUUUGGUUGCCACCUACAAUGAGUCCCAACAAUAUAUCCGCCAAGCUAGUGCUUCUUGGUGAUAUGGGAACUGGAAAGUCUAGCCUUGUUUUGCGGUUUGUCAAAGGCCAAUUUUUUGACUAUCAGGAAUCAACCAUAGGAGCAGCAUUCUUCUCUCAGACUUUAGCUUUAAAUGAGACCACGAUCAAAUUUGAGAUAUGGGACACUGCAGGGCAGGAGAGAUAUCAUAGCUUAGCUCCUAUGUAUUACCGUGGUGCUGCUGCUGCUAUAAUUGUCUAUGAUAUUACAAGCUUGGAUUCAUUUAUUCGUGCAAAGAAAUGGAUACAAGAACUUCAAAGACAGGGCACUCCAAACAUGGUGAUGGCACUUGCUGGAAACAAGGCUGAUUUGAUGGCAAAGAGGAAGGUGGAGCCAGAGGAAGCUCAAACAUAUGCUAACGAAAAUGGGCUUUUCUUUAUCGAGACAUCAGCCAAGACAGCACAAAACGUAAAUGAACUUUUCUAUGAAAUUGGAAAACGACUACAUCAAGCUCAGCUCAUGCAGCCUCCACAAGGCUUGCUUCUUGCAAAUGGAAGAAAAGAGACAGGAAGCUCGAAUUCUUGUUGCUUAAAAUAAGCUUGUGAACUAUACAGGUUCUGGUCAUUGUAGAUCUGAUGUAGAUAUUGUGCCAAAAAAGCUAGUAAAAAGUUUCCUACUGUGCAAUAUGGAAACUUUCAAUGCUUUAAAUUUUUAAUAUACAAACUCAAACAUCUUUGCAGGAUUAUUCUUAUAUUUGUUACAUUAGUGUUUACAAGUCAACUAAUGCAGUGACUACAUGAUUUAGCCCGGUGUUUAAGAAAAUGUUUAUAUAUUAGAUUUGUACAUUAUUUUCUCACAGGUUAUAAACAAAAACCCUCUUUUCGGUA
Molecule: messenger RNA, 1267 nt
Organism: Cryptomeria japonica (Japanese cedar)
Lineage: Eukaryota; Viridiplantae; Streptophyta; Pinopsida; Cupressales; Cupressaceae
Product: ras-related protein RHN1
Exons: 7
Coding region: 381-977 (198 amino acids)
Molecular function (GO): GTP binding; GTPase activity
Source: RefSeq, a predicted model, not a curated record